Messenger RNA from Lampris incognitus (smalleye Pacific opah), 3876 nucleotides. RefSeq names its product G protein-coupled receptor kinase 3 (gene grk3). The record is from RefSeq and is a predicted model, not a curated record. Gene Ontology annotation, molecular function: G protein-coupled receptor binding; ATP binding; G protein-coupled receptor kinase activity. The transcript has 21 exons. Bases 40 to 2106 code for a protein of 688 amino acids. Lineage: Eukaryota; Metazoa; Chordata; Actinopteri; Lampriformes; Lampridae. Gene Ontology annotation, biological process: G protein-coupled receptor signaling pathway; regulation of signal transduction; protein phosphorylation.
GUCAGAUAUUACAGCGAUCCAGCCGUCCCGGGGUUGAAGAUGGCGGACCUUGAAGCAGUGCUCGCCGAUGUCAGUUAUUUGAUGGCGAUGGAGAAGAGCAAAUCUACUCCAGCGGCCCGGGCGAGCAAGAAGAUCAUCCUUCCGGAGCCCAGUAUCCGCAGUGUGAUGCAGAAGUACCUGGAAGAGAGAGAUGAUCUGACUUUUGACAAAAUUUUCAACCAGAAGAUAGGCUUUCUACUCUUUAAGGACUUCUGCAUGAAUGAGAUUGAUGAAGCCGUGCCACAGCUGAAGUUCUAUGAAGAGAUUAAAGACUAUGAGAAGCUGGACUCUGAAGAUGAGCGGUUGUGUCGUAGCAGACAGAUUUAUGACGGCUACAUCAUGAAAGAGCUCCUGUCCUGCUCACAUCCCUUUUCCAAGAAAGCAGUCGACCACGUUCAGACGCACUUGGCAAAGAAACAGGUGCCCCCGACUCUCUUCCAGCCAUACAUAGUGGAGAUCUGUGACAGUCUCAGAGGCAAGAUCUUCCAGAAGUUCAUUGAGAGUGACAAGUUUACUCGGUUUUGCCAGUGGAAGAAUGUGGAACUUAACAUCCAUUUGACCAUGAAUGACUUCAGCGUGCAUCGGAUCAUUGGCAGGGGCGGCUUUGGCGAGGUCUACGGCUGCAGGAAGGCCGACACUGGAAAGAUGUAUGCUAUGAAAUGUCUGGACAAGAAGAGGAUAAAGAUGAAGCAGGGAGAAACUCUGGCACUCAACGAGAGGAUCAUGCUGUCAUUAGUCAGCACGGGGGACUGCCCAUUCAUCGUGUGUAUGACGUAUGCCUUCCACACCCCUGACAAGCUAUGCUUCAUCUUGGACCUGAUGAAUGGAGGGGACCUGCAUUACCACCUGUCUCAACAUGGUGUGUUCAGUGAGAAAGAGAUGCGUUUCUAUGCGGCUGAGAUUAUCUUGGGCCUGGAGCAUAUGCACAAUCGCUUUGUUGUCUACAGAGACCUCAAGCCAGCUAAUAUCCUGUUGGAUGAACACGGUCAUGUCCGUAUCUCUGACCUGGGCCUUGCCUGUGACUUCUCAAAAAAGAAACCACAUGCCAGUGUUGGUACCCAUGGUUACAUGGCUCCAGAGGUGCUUCAGAAGGGGACGGCGUAUGACAGCAGUGCUGACUGGUUCUCCCUGGGCUGCAUGCUCUUCAAACUGCUGCGAGGACACAGUCCCUUCCGACAGCACAAGACCAAAGACAAACAUGAGAUUGACCGCAUGACGCUAACCAUGAACGUGGAGCUUCCAGACUCUUUCACUGCAGAGCUGAAAGGGCUGCUGGAAGGGCUGCUGCAGAGAGACGUAUCCAAGAGGCUUGGGUGCCUGGGACGAGGAGCCCCAGAGGUGAAAGAACAUCUAUUUUUCAAAGGCAUUGACUGGCAGCAGGUGUACCUACAGAAGUACUCUCCUCCACUCAUCCCUCCAAGGGGAGAGGUGAAUGCCGCAGAUGCUUUUGACAUCGGCUCCUUUGACGAGGAAGACACAAAGGGCAUAAAGCUGUUGGACAGCGACCAGGAGCUCUAUAAGAACUUCCCUCUGGUGAUAUCGGAGCGCUGGCAGCAGGAGGUGGCAGAGACCGUGUACGAGGCCGUCAACUCAGACACUGACAAGAACGAGGCUCGCAAGAGGGCCAAGAACAAGCAGCUUGGCCAUGAAGAGGACUACGCCUUGGGAAAAGAUUGUAUAAUGCACGGCUACAUGCUGAAGCUUGGGAAUCCUUUCCUGACCCAGUGGCAACGCCGAUACUUUUACCUGUUUCCCAAUCGUGUGGAAUGGAGGGGAGAGGGGGAGUCACGGCAAAACCUGCUGACAAUGGAACAGAUUGUGACGGUGGAAGAGACGCAGAUAAAAGACAAGAAGUGCAUCCUGCUGCGCAUCAAGGGUGGGAAGCAGUUUGUGCUGCAGUGCGAGAGCGAGCCCGAGUUCGUGCAGUGGAAGAAGGAGCUGAACGAAGCCUUCACCGAGGCCCAGAAGCUGCUGCGCCGCGCUCCCAAAGUCAUUGGGAAAGGCAGGGCGGGAGUGGUGGAGCUUUCCAAACCCCCCCUCACACACCGCAAUAGCAAUGGCCUGUGAAUACACACAAAAACAUAUAUGUACACACAUAUAACACACACAUACUGCAUCCCACUCCAGAUUAGUCAUAGUACAUUUGCCCUCAAACUUCCCCAUACACACCCAUACAAAAUGAUAGUACACUCUUUGGAGUGUGUGUAUAAACAAAGGUUGCCAGCCUGUUUACUUUUCUAUUGACCACGAGUACACACACUCUGUAUUAUGACCAAUUACUAGCACACCACCGUGCGUCAAUCCUGUUAUUGGGACUAAACCAGUCACUUUGCAGGGCAGUGAGAUGAGGCGGCGAGGAAGCGGUUGUUGGAAGAGCUCAGCAUGUGUAGAAACUCUGCAUGAAUGUGAUGUGGACUCAAGUCCAGUUCUCUCUCUUGAGUUUUUCUCUUUUCACAUCCCUGCUUGUCCUGACCUAGCCUUUUAGGUUAUAGUCUCAUUUGUAUGUAGGCCUUUCUUGCAUCUCCGUGUUAACAAGGAACCCACAGCAGCCUGCUAGACCAGACUGGACCAGCAGCCUGCUAGACCAGACUGGACCACGGCAGGACGGGACGCAGGGCUGCUGAACCAGGCUUUUCCACUGGCUCACCGCUGGUCACCUUAGAGGCACAAUCUGUAACCUUCUGCCAGACGGAUCUGAGGCGUAGUCACGCACACGGUUAAACAGUUUCAGUUAUUGCUGGGAAAGAAACGUUUGUUCCACUCCCAGCUGGUCAUUAUUGAAAAUAUAGGCCUGUUUUACACCUAUGUUUACAAAUAUAACCAACGUUAACAAACCUUUUACAGUAAAAGAACAUGGUGAAAACUUAAAUCUAGCUAUCGUCAUGCUAGUCCUAGUCUUAGGAGAGCUGUCAAUCAGUUUUUGAAUGAUAACUAGCUGGUUCCGAUCCUGUUUUGAAUUUGGCAGUGGGGUAGCCCUUUCGUUUACAUUUGAAUAACAGAUUGUACCUUUAAGUCACAAAGCUUAUCACAGUUUCCACAAGUCAGCUGUAUUGCUGCAAAGCUAAGAGGCGUCCGUCCCUCUUCUCUGAUUUACAUACACGCUGGUGAGCUGGCUCCGCAGCACAGACCUCGCCCUAGAUGCUUGUGCUGUGAUUGUUUGUACUACUUCGUAUCCACUGUCAUCUUCUGCUCAAGCUCCCUCCGCAGCAUCCCUUCUUCUCCCUGCCCUGUGCUGAGACUGGUUGGUAGAGCCGUUCAUGCCCAGGCUGGAUCACGCACGUGGAAGGACGGAUGCACAGAUUGAUGAUUUACAGAUGGACUCAACAGAACUCAUGGCAUUAGUCUGGAUGGAAUGCAAAUCAGUGCAUAUGUACGUGGGUUUUCUCGCUCCAGAGUGAGGGCUCUCCAGAGAGGAACGGCCCUCGGUUGGAAAAGAAUUUCUAUGUAAUCCUUCAGUUGGAGGAAAAAGGCUGCUUGACUGGUUCCAUUCUUCCAUCCCACCAUUAUUCCCUCUAUCCGUUUUUCCCUCGGUUACUGAAGUGCAUAAAGUGCCAACUUCAAUAUUUACUUGAGAUACUCGAGCACCCAGGACCUGCUUGAUAGCAGAUACUGCCCCUGGAUAGAUGGAGGGCGGGUCAUUCCAAUGCAUUAACAGGAAGUGCAAGGAACAUAGACUCUUUAGAUUGGCUCGUGUAUAGCCAGUUACCGCAGAGACUGAGAUUCUAUUGGCUGGCAGACAGCAGUUGGUUACCAUGGAAACCUGUAACCAUGAAGAGUGGUAUCCCUGGAGAUCAGUUGCCAUGGACGGCAAUCCAACCAUUGUGAAGGUUACAAUUG